This is a messenger RNA of Aspergillus sclerotioniger CBS 115572, 2011 nucleotides long. Its product is annotated as PAP2 domain protein. NCBI's taxonomy places the organism in Eukaryota, Fungi, Ascomycota, Eurotiomycetes, Eurotiales, Aspergillaceae. The record is from RefSeq and is a predicted model, not a curated record. The transcript is spliced from 5 exons. Gene Ontology annotation, cellular component: endoplasmic reticulum membrane. The coding region runs from base 248 to 1849 and encodes 533 amino acids. Gene Ontology annotation, molecular function: sphingosine-1-phosphate phosphatase activity.
GACCUUUUUCGCGAUAACGCCGGACAAACAUGACCUAGUCCACCGUGAUUUACUCCUCGAGUUUCUCUUUACUUUUUGACGACAAUCCCUGAACGCCCCAAGUUUCAUUGCCUGCUUCCGACCAGCCCAUCCCUCAAUGAUCCCCUCGGCGCGUUGAUACAUCCAUCUGUUGGGAAUCGUAUGGGGGAAGUUGCAGCUACGCCAUCACGCUAAUUGAAUCGGCUGCCUUCACCGGACAAACAACGUCAUGAUGGGCAAUGGGAAGAAUGGCCAGCCGGAUGCUGGGCUGAAAAGCCUUGAUCAUUACCGGAACCAGCUUCCCUACUGGCGAUACUGGCCACGACAAAAGCUUCUCCCGCUGAUUCGAUAUGAGACACCAUAUCUAGCCUGGUUCCAAGAGAGGAUUCGCACCCCGGCCCUCGACUCCUACUUUGCCUUCACAGCCAAUCUGGGUACACAUACUUUUUUCAUGGUCUUUCUGCCGAUCCUCUUCUGGUGCGGCUAUGCGAGCUUAGGACGCGGGAUGGUGCACCUUCUGGCUUCGGGGGUAUUCUUCAGUGGCUUCAUCAAAGACUUGCUAUGCCUACCGCGGCCUCUGUCCCCUCCUCUUCAACGGAUAACAAUGUCCGGCUCCGCAGCGUUAGAAUACGGGUUUCCUUCGACCCACUCUACCAAUGCGGUUUCGGUUGCGGUGUAUGCGCUCUCACUCUUGAACUCUCCCGAAGCGACUCUGGGCCCUCAGGCCAACUUCAUUCUCCAAGCCAUAACGUACCUCUACGUCAUAUCGAUAGUUCUGGGUCGCCUGUACUGUGGAAUGCACGGGUUUUCCGAUGUCAUCACGGGCUGUCUUCUUGGGGCUUUUCUCGCCUAUCUACAGUAUACGUUUGGGCCCGUUAUUGACGAGUAUGUCCUGGCUGCAACCGGGAAGGGUGUCACACUAGUGGUCCUGUUGAUCCUGGGGCUGGUUCGUGUGCAUCCGGAGCCUGCCGACGAUUGUCCUUGUUUCGACGAUAGUGUGGCUUUUGCAGGUGUGAUGGUUGGCGCACAGGUGGCUUACUGGCAUAUUGCAAAGUCAAGUAUGGGGUUGGAUGAGCCUGUGCCAGCUAGAGUCCCAUUUGAAUUCGAGCGCAUAGGAGCGGUGAAGACGGCUUUGCGACUCAUCAUUGGCGUACUGGUGCUCUUCACAUGGCGAGCCCUCACCAAACCAUUCCUACUCCGAGUUCUGCCGCCUGUCUUCCGGGGCCUGGAGAAGCUGGGUCUUAUCCUUCCCCGGAGAUUCUUCACGAACGCUUCACAAUACACGAAAGUCCCAUCCCAGCUCAGGGAUCACGAAGUGCUGCCGGGAUUCUCAGAGAUCCCCUCGAUUAUCACCACUAUCCGUCAUCCCAGGCGGCGAGCCAUUUCAAUUGGCCCCCAAUCGGAAGCCGAUGCCUAUGAGACCUUGGCAUACCGUGAGAAACGCAGACGGGAAAGUCUUUCAACGGGUAACCGAGCAUCUCCUAUUACAGAUGCUGGUGGUCACAAUUCGCCUGUCCCGGAACACGAUCCCCCUAAAUUGUCGCGAAAACAAUCCAAGCUACACGAGUACGAGAAUAUGAUGGGUACCGGUGCUCCUGGUCUGGCGACGUCUGUCGAUGUUGGCUCGCAAGACACCUCUUCCACGGUUCCCUUCCCCGAGUUCGAUUCGGGAAUCGAGGCCGACGAGAAGGAAGUGUUUUCGCAGAUUAAACGGCCCCGGGUGCGGUAUGAUGUCGAAGUAGUCACGAAGCUUGUUGUAUAUUCUGGAAUUGCGUGGAUUGUGAUGGAGGGAGCGCCUCUACUCUUCGAUCGGAUAGGGCUGGCGGCAUAGUAGCAGGAUGGGUCCGACUGCCACCGACCGUUUCGAUUCUGUAACCUUUUCCCCUUGUUUUUACGGUUCAGCGGGCUGGACUCAACAAGUCCUUGUUGUAACAUAGCUGCCGUUCUUGUACAUAGACCGUUGAUGAUCGUUUUAAAUGUUGGAAUUUCUCAG